Molecule: messenger RNA, 5051 nt
Organism: Gymnodraco acuticeps
Lineage: Eukaryota; Metazoa; Chordata; Actinopteri; Perciformes; Bathydraconidae
Gene: mafk
Product: v-maf avian musculoaponeurotic fibrosarcoma oncogene homolog K
Biological process (GO): regulation of transcription by RNA polymerase II
Cellular component (GO): nucleus
Molecular function (GO): DNA-binding transcription factor activity, RNA polymerase II-specific; RNA polymerase II cis-regulatory region sequence-specific DNA binding
Source: RefSeq, a predicted model, not a curated record
AUGUUGGUACAUUGUUGUUGUUUUGUAGUUAAUUCAGUACGAGGAUCCUCGGCUGCUGGACGCUCUAUCCCCGCUGUGUCAACUCAGUCCUCCGCCUCCAUCCGAAACCCGCUCCGCCACUUUUUACUCAUCACGGUCCACAGAUAUCUGCGUCCACUGAGUGUGUCUUCUGUGAGAUUCUGGCCUGUUGUCCGCAUGCAGGGAAUGACGACUCAGUUUAAGGCGAGCAAAGCUUUAAAGGUCAAGAAGGAGGGUGAGAAUGCCCCGGCGGUCAGCGACGACGAGUUGGUGGCCAUGACGGUAAGGGAACUCAACCAGCACCUGCGUGGGCUCACCAAGGAUGAUGUAGCGAAGCUGAAGCAGCGGCGAAGGACCCUGAAGAACCGGGGCUACGCCGCCAGCUGUCGCAUCAAACGCGUCAGUCAGAAGGAGCAGCUGGAGAGACAAAAGAUAGAUCUCCAGCACGAGGUGAACAAGCUCGCCCGCGAGAACACCAGCAUGAAGUUGGAGCUUGAUUCCUUGCGAGCCAAGUAUGAGGCCCUGCAGUGUUUCGCCCGAUCCGUGACCCGCGGGCCCCUCUUGCCCGGCAAGGUGCAGAACACCAGCGUCAUCACCAUCGUCAAGUCCGCCCACCGCAACAACUCCAGCCCCAACCCGUACUCCACCGUGUCCUAGUGUUGACAGGACUGGGCUCUUCUCCUCCUGCCUGGUCCUUUCCGGUUCUGACCCGGCCUGAACCCACUCGCCCUGCACUGAGAGGACGCUCAGUAGUUAGACUAUGGGAUGGAAUGGGGUGGCAAAGCUUGAUGUGAUGUUAUGCUGCAAUCACAACUCUGUCUCUCUCUUUAUGUCUCUUUUACACAUUGUCUGUGCACUGUGCAACCCCCCCCCCCCCCCCCCGACCCCCCAGCACCGGCAGGGCCCCUGUGACCCUUCCUCCAUGACUGUAAGCAGAGAUUUUUCUUUUUACUCCAGUGUGGAAAAGUAUUUGACAUGCCUUAAUGUGGCGGCAAAGGCCCUGCUCUUAUAUUAUGAACCAUAACACUUGAGACAGUUUAUGUGACAGAAAGCUAUUUGCAAAGCCAAUGCCAAAUCAUAUUACCUUAAUGUGGAAGUGCCUCAAUGUAAAAUGAGCCUUUGAAGCCGUUGCCUUAAAAAGGACCCAUAAGUGAUCCUAUACAAUUAUUAUAGAGUUCUUACAUGGAUACUAACACAAAGAGGAUUUGUCGAUGUAUCGCAAGCUAAACACUUUGUAUUUUGCCCAUGUCUAUAAUUCCUUAUACAAAUAAUUAUGUAAUGCGUUAUAAUAAGCUUAUAGCCCUGUACAAUUAUAGUUAAAAGCACUUAUUCAAAAUGCUUCAUAACUUCAUAAUUGCUGGUCACUUAUUAGUUUUUUUUGCAAGACCAUGUCAAUUAUGAAUUACAAUAUUUGUAUCAUGCCUUGUGAUAAUACUUCAUAUAGUAUAUGAUUAUAAUGCAUUAUUGCACUUAUAAUACCCUAUGAACAUUGUCAAAAACAGUGAGUGACUAGUAGUUAUAAAGUUAUAUGAUACCUGACCUCCUAAGUCAUUAUAGUCAUAUGCAGUUUCAUAAAGGCCUCUACUCGUGAUGCGCUAUUGUUCAUAUUUCGGUCUUGGUUAUACAAAGUAUUACACAUUUUUACUUGGUGGUCAAUACCCUCUAUAGUAUGUGAGACAUCAGCAGUAGGUACACUACAGUAAAGACUUUCAUACUAGUGCUGACAGUGGUCUAACUUUGGAGUUUUGAUGUAACACUUUUCAUUUGUGUUUGAAACUUUCGUAAGGCCAGAAUUUAUAUGUAAGCCUUUGCUGGAUGAAAUUGACUCCUUUUGUUACAUGUUUUUUUAAAAGACCAGUGUUUCUUACUGUUUCUCCUAUAGCCCACUGGAAAGAUUAAUAAAUCACAUCCACAGGGUGUCUACAUCAGGUAUAAACAAUAAGCUUCUAAAGAGGCAAAUCUGAUGCACCUUGAGUUUGCUGUCAUUGAAGCUCAUCCAUGGAACACUUGACGUGCUGGCAGUUUGGUUUAGAAAUUAUUUCGAUUUGUAUGAGGGCCUGAGAUGAGGUGUGUAUGGCUAGGGUGUUUUAUGUAGGUGCUGGGCGUGAUUCUAUUGGUAUAUUGUGACCAUACCACUGGAGAAUUUAAAGAACUGAAUACUUAUUUCCCCCAAAUUGGAAUUUAUUUAUGAUUAUGCAGUUACGUGAUUGUUUGGAUUAGAAAUGUCAUCCAAUUUCCAUCAUUAUUUAGCACUUAAAACUAUUAAGAUGCAGUAUAAACAAAUCACAGGGCAACUGACUCCUAGAGUUGGAGUUGAAAGAAAAAAGAUUGAGUUAGUUGGUAGGAGAUUAAAUAUGUGACCAUUUACUGCCAGUCACGCCUUAUUGAACUAUUGGCUCUCUGAGAUGUAUGCCACAGCACUUACUGGGUGAUGGUUGGCCUCUUCCCUUUACAUGAAACUCUUUGGUAUGUUAUCCAUAUUAGAUGUAGUGAACAUGAGAGUGGUCCCUUCAAGUGAAACGCAAUUCAAUUGACUUCCUUUAUGUUACAGACUACCAAAAGCUCCCACUGCCUUCUUUGUCACUUAACAUCGAGAUCUCCGUCCAAAUAGAAAUCAUUCCUACUGCUGGUGUUGAUAUCUCUGAAGUCCUAGCUAUUAACCUUGCUUUUGACACACUCUUCUGCAAGAGAACUCCUGACGCCCAUCUCUAGAAACAGAGGUGUCAUGACAACUAAAUGCAGUAACACCUUCCUUCUGUUGUAAUUGUUUAAAAUAUUUAAGUAUGAAAUUCACUUGAAUUAAAGCCGUCCUUACCAAUAAUCCAUUCCUAAGUUGGAGUGAAGUCCAUAGAGAUUGUUCACGUCAGGAUUUUCUCUUUGCCAAGAGGACAUGACCGUUUUUCCCUGUUCCAGCUGCAAAGAACAUAAAGGGGAACUUUGCUGCUGUACAACCUGCUGUGAUUUCUAAGCAGGGGCAAUGCUGUGCUCUUACUAUUUUUGUAUUUUCACUUGAUUUCUAUUUUAAUACAUCCUAUGUUCUUUUUCUGAUACUUAGUUUAUAUGCAUAUACAGUAUAUAUGAAAAUAUAUAUAUUACAUAUUUUUCUAUAUUUAUGUAUUUUACUAUCCUGGGAGUGGUGUGAUUAUGAAAUCUUUCUUAAGACGUCAAAUUAUUUUGAUGCUGACUGUCUUCGGCCACAUUUACAAUGAGAUAACUAUUUUAAUAACUUCAAGUCUUCUUUGUGAGUUUUUAUACCACAUAAUUACGUCUUGUCAGCACAUUUUUUCAUUUGUCUCAUUCUGAAAUUGGACAGACCGUGACUAGGGUUACAUACAGGCUGCUGCUUUGACCUUUUUGAAUAUGUUCUAUUGUUAUGAACAAUUCAAAAUGUAAGAGCUAGGUUGGAACUCAAACUAGCUUAACAAAAUGUACCAUACAUUUAUUUUAGCGAAUCAAUUUUCUUUAACGUAGUACACAAUUCAACAAUCAUUGGUCUGAUGUGAUCAGAUACAUUUUCUUUUUUAUAAAUGAUGACAAUUUAUUCAAUUUGGGCCUUUCAGGGUCCAUUAGUUUAAGAAUAAAUGAGAAUAAUUUAUUAAGUAAAAAUAAAAUGUGCUCUUAUUUUGAGUAUUAACCUGGAUGUAAACCUAGUCAGUCGUUCUGGCCGCAAAGACGAUAAACUUUUCUAAAGACAUUUUGUCAACAGUUUAAAAUAAUGAUGGUGGUAAAGAUUUUGUAGUCUUGAUGAAACCUUACUGAAAAUGAAUUCUAAAGCUGCUAGAGACUGUUCACCCAGACUUUUUCAAGAAUUAUAUUUGAGUUGAGGUUGCAAAAGGUUUCACCGUGUUUAUAUAACACAGCUUGAAGAUUUUUCACACUUUUUACAGUGGCCUCUUGUGGUAAAGUUUAGAAUACAGUGCUGUAAAAUGAUGCAUUGUUUAAUUUGAGCACAUAUCACUGUAUUUUGAUCUGAAGUAGUUGCUUUUAGGCAGCACACCCUAAAGCAAUGCUCAGCUAUUCUUCAAAGUAAUGUUAUAUUUACGUACCGUGCCAUAAUAAGACAAACCUCUAUCCGGGUGAAUUAAGUACUUAAUGUUUAUCUUACAUCCAGUGUGACCCAGCAGAGGUCCAUUCAACCUUUGGGUAUUUUACCACACCAAAUAUUCUCCAGAUAUAAUAAUUGACAUGUUCAACAAGCCCCUUUUUUCCCGCUUAAAUAAAAGAAGACGUGCAAAUAAUUGUAGAAGUUUCUGGGAGAAAAGAGGUAUAAGCGUUACCUACCGUGGGUGUUUCUUUCUUUGUACAGUUGAAGAGAUGGCAGCUUGUUAUACAGUACCUAGGAGCUGUUUAAGACAUUGUUGGUUAUUUUAAAUUUGUAUAUGAACUAUAGCAAUGCAUAUGUAUGUAUGGAAAUGAGGUGUCUUGUAUAUUGUUAAUUUGGUGUUCAAGUUUUAAAUGCAUUUCCAUGAAAACACAUGUCCUUGAUUACAUAAACUGCCACAAACAAGCUUUUGCCAGUCCUACAAGCUACAGUAUUUAAUUUUAGACAUGUAGAAAGUCAGUUUUAGUAUUGUAGAGGUUUUGAGUAUAAAUUCAGAAAAAGCUCAAGGAAUGGAUAAUAGGGUUGUGGGUUAAAUGUUAAUUCAACGGCAGCAAUUCUACGUUACGUUUUUUACUUUUUAAUGGAUUUCCUUGUUCUAAUCUCAUAGCAUCAUGUUGAAGCUAAAACAAAGACAGAAAUAUAAAAGGCAGCAUAAACUGAGUAUGUACCCAUCACACCUUUUCACUAGUCUGCUCAUAUACAGUAUUUUAUAUUUAUUUCAUUGAAUUGUGUAAUUUUAUUAAAAAGAACACCUAAAUUAUUUUUAUUUUAACAUUCAUUUAUUAAUGUUUUCUCGAUGAACUACCCUCAUGUACAAAUAAAGUCUGUAUUUGUUUCUGCUCUGAUUUAAAGUAUUGUAAAUUAUUCCUAUAAAUAAGUCUGCCGUGUCGGUUUGUUGUACCUUGAAAUAAAGCUUUUUCCUCGUAAAGAA